GAUCUCUAGCAAAGAUCAAUAGUUUAUCUAUCUCUAUUUUUCUCAGUCUAUGUCGUAUUGUAUUUUUGUAACGUUUUAUCGAUGUACUCAUAGUGUACUAAACUGUUUACGAGGAUACACGUUACGAGGAUUAUAGAUCUGAUAGCCAGAUAUAUACGUUUAAAGAAAAUGUAUAUGACAUAACCUCUCAAAUUGUAAAGAUUUUGACUUUAGAAUUCAAUUCAAUUUAGUUUUAAUAAUGAGGAUCGCCGUGGAGGGUUGCGCUCAUGGCGAAUUGGAUAUUAUUUAUGAAAGUAUACAAGAGAUUGAAAAAAUAGAUGGCAGGAAGAUAGAUUUGCUUAUUUGCUGCGGCGAUUUUCAAGCUACCAGAAAUUUAAGCGAUUUAGAAUGUAUGGCAGUACCGGACAAAUAUAAAGAUAUAUGUACAUUUUAUAAAUAUUAUUCGGGUGAGAAAAAAGCUCCAGUGUUAACCAUUUUUAUUGGAGGCAAUCAUGAAGCAUCAAAUCAUCUUCAGGAACUACCCUAUGGAGGAUGGGUCGCGCCUAAUAUUUAUUAUCUUGGAUAUGCAGGUGUAGUACAAGUGGCUGGAGUUAGAAUUGCAGGCCUUUCGGGUAUCUAUAAGAGCCAACAUUUGAUGCAAGGGCAUUAUGAAAAACCUCCAUAUACUGACAGCACCAUUCGGAGUAUAUAUCAUAUCAGAAAUUUGGAAGUCUUUAGAUUAAAACAGCUCUCUGGCAAAAUUGAUAUUUUUCUUUCACAUGACUGGCCAGCAGGUGUGACAAAAUAUGGAGAUGAAGACGCAUUGUUAAAACGAAAACCAUUUUUUAAAGAUGAUAUAGAAAGCAAUACACUUGGUAGUCCUCCAGGUAUGGAAUUGUUGGAACGCCUUUAUCCGUCUUAUUGGUUCUCCGCGCAUUUGCAUUGUAAAUUCGCGGCGCUCAUUCCCGAGAAAGGAGGAGCACGAGUAACGAAAUUCCUAGCGCUAGACAAAUGUCUACCAAAACGGAAAUUCCUUCAAAUAUUGGAAGUACGUUCACAAGAGGACGGUCUGAUACAAUUGGAUUAUGAUCUUGAAUGGUUAACGAUACUAUACUUAACGAAUCACUUAUUGAGUGUCAAGAACAAUAUUCAUUACAUGCCCGGUCAGUAUGGCGUUGGUAGAUGGACAUACACGCCUACUACGAAAGAGAAACAAACUGUGUACAAGAAAUUUAACUGCAAUUUAAAAAUUCCUCACAAUUUCACUCGAACCGUUAAGCCAUAUGAUCCACAUGAUACAUACAUUCGAGUCGAGCAGCCACGAUUGCUGAUAAACGAUCAGACUACUCAAUUUUGCCAGACGCUGGGCAUCGACGAUCCGUCCGCUUUAUUGCAGAUCAUCGCGAGCACUAUUCCAAAAGAUAAUAACAAGUCAAACGAAAUGUCGAUGGAGACGUCUGGCGAAUACAUGUCGGAAUCGAUGGAGAUUUCGUUUGAGGAAGACAGCAUACUUAACUCUACCUUUCAGGAAAAUUCGAAAAAUAAAUAUUUCGUCGACAACUCACCGAAUUUGUUUCCAAAAAGCGAUAACGAUGAUGAAUAUCAUAAUUCGAGUUACAACUUGGACACGAGUAAAAGCGCCUUGGAUGAUAAUAAUGUUAAUAUUCCUAUGUCUGUGGAUUCAGCUUCGAUGAAGGAUGGUAAUGGACAGUGUGUACAAACCGAACCAAAUUGCAAGAAAUUUAAACGUAGGAAUUAUUCUGUAUACUCUAAUACACUUUAACUGUAAUAGUGUUUACUUUAUUAGAUAUUUGCAUCAAUAUUUGAUAUUGUUUUCACUAUUGUAUAAUGGAAUUCUGUAUUAUACUUCCAAUUAGUAUGUAAAUAAUAUAAAGAUUUUUUUUAUAAAAAGAAAAAAGAAAGAGAAAGAAAGAUUAUACUAGGCUAACAAAAAAAUUUUGUACAUCUUUCAUCCAUAGUUUUUAUCAUCUUUAUCAACAUUCAUUACAGUGGUGAAUUAUUAGAUUACAGAUACUGUACAUUUUCUUUCCUGUAUUAAAUUUCUUCUCUUUCACAUACUAUAAAACUUAUAUUAAAUUGUAUAUAAUUUACAAUGAAUAAAUAUUUAUUAUGUUUGAUCAA
Messenger RNA from Cataglyphis hispanica, 2121 nucleotides. RefSeq names its product lariat debranching enzyme (gene ldbr). Gene Ontology annotation, cellular component: nucleus. Bases 239 to 1762 code for a protein of 507 amino acids. Gene Ontology annotation, biological process: mRNA splicing, via spliceosome. The transcript is spliced from 5 exons. Lineage: Eukaryota; Metazoa; Arthropoda; Insecta; Hymenoptera; Formicidae. The record is from RefSeq and is a predicted model, not a curated record. Gene Ontology annotation, molecular function: RNA lariat debranching enzyme activity.